AUGGCGUCGGACAGCGAAGACGAAGUCAUGGAUGCGUUUAUGGACAAAUUCAGGACCGAAAAGUACGAUAAUGGUUUCAACGAGGACAACUGGGAAGAGGAGAUGGAGAGAAUUCCCCUGUUUAUGAGCAAGGCUCCAGAUGUCAUAGACCCAAGGAAAUACCCGGAACUGGCUGCUCUGCAGUCUAUGAUCCAUGACGAAGACCGCACAACAGAGGAGAAAGCAGAAGACCUGAAGAGUGAAGGCAACUCUAGGUUCAAAGUUAAGAAGUACAAUCAGGCCCUUGUGUCCUACACUGCUGCACUGAAAAUGAAAUGUGAAAAUGAAGACCUGAACGCAGUCAUCCUCUCAAACCGGGCGGCCACGCAUUUCUAUCUGGGUAAUAUGCGUUCAGCUUUGAAAGAUGCCACAGCUGCAAAGAAGUUAAAGCCAGACCACCUUAAGGCCAUCAUCAGAGGUGCUCAGUGCUGCAUGGAGCUGCGACACUUUGCAGACGCCGUCCUCUGGUGCGACGAGGCCCUCUCCCUGAGCCCCACGGACACGAAGGUCCUGGAGCUGCGAGCAACAGCUGACAAGAACAAGAGAGCAGCCGACAGAGAUGCACGGAAAGCCCAGGCACGGGAGAAGAAACUGCAGGGAGAGAGGCAAACUCUUCUUGACGCUAUAAAGGCAAGUGUCGAACCACAGACUCCGAGCCAGAACCACAGACUCCGAGCCAGAACCACAGACUCAGAGCCAGAACUACAGACUCGGAGCCAGAACCACAGACUCAGAGCCAGAACCACAGACUCGGAGCCAGAACCACAGACUCGGAGCCAGAACCACAGACUCGGAGCCAGAACCACAGACUCGGAGCCAGAACCACAGACUCAGAGCCAGAACCACAGACUCAGAGCCAGAACCACAGACUCGGAGCCAGAACCACAGACUCAGAGCCAGAACCACAGACUCGGAGCCAGAACCACAGACUCGGAGCCAGACCAAGACUCGAGCACAGACUCGGAGCCAGAACCACAGACUCGGAGCCAGAACCACAGACUCGGAGCCAGAACCACAGACUCAGAGCCAGAACCACAGACUCAGAGCCAGAACCACAGACUCAGAGCCAGAACCACAGACUCAGAGCCAGAACUACAGACUCAGAGCCAGAACUACAGACUCAGAGCCAGAACUACAGACUCAGAGCCAGAACCACAGACUCAGAGCCAGAACCACAGACUCAGAGCCAGAACCACAGACUCAGAGCCAGAACCACAGACUCAGAGCCAGAACUACAGACUCAGAGCCAGAACUACAGACUCAGAGCCAGAACCACAGACUCAGAGCCAGAACCACAGACUCAGAGCCAGAACCACAGACUCAGAGCCAGAACCACAGACUCAGAGCCAGAACCACAGACUCAGAGCCAGAACCACAGACUCAGAGCCAGAACCACAGACUCAGAGCCAGAACCACAGACUCAGAGCCAGAACCACAGACUCAGAGCCAGAACCACAGACUCAGAGCCAGAACCACAGACUCAGAGCCAGAACCACAGACUCCGAGCCAGAACCACAGACUCCGAGCCAGAACCACAGACUCGGAGCCAGAACCACAGACUCGGAGCCAGAACCACAGACUCGGAGCCAGAACCACAGACUCGGAGCCAGAACCACAGACUCGGAGCCAGAACCACAGACUCGGAGCCAGAACCACAGACUCGGAGCCAGAACCACAGACUCGGAGCCAGAACCACAGACUCGGAGCCAGAACCACAGACUCGAGCCAGAGACCGGAGCCAGAACCACAGACUCGGAGCCAGAACCACAGACUCGGAGCCAGAACCACAGAACCACUCGGAGCCAGAACCACAGACUCGGAGCCAGAACCACAGACUCGGAGCCAGAACCACAGACUCGGAGCCAGAACCACAGACUCGGAGCCAGAACCACAGACUCGGAGCCAGAACCACAGACUCGGAGCCAGAACCACAGACUCGGAGCCACAGACUCGGAGCCAGAACCACAGACUCAGAGCCAGAACCACAGACUCAGAGCCAGAACCAAAGACUCAGAGCCAGAACUACAGACUCAGAGCCAGAACCACAGACUCAGAGCCAGAACCACAGACUCAGAGCCAGAACCACAGACUCAGAGCCAGAACCACAGACUCAGAGCCAGAACCACAGACUCAGAGCCAGAACCACAGACUCAGAGCCAGAACCACAGACUCGGAGCCACAGACUCAGAGCCAGAACCACAGACUCAGAGCCAGAACCACAGACUCGGAGCCAGAACCACAGACUCGGAGCCAGAACCACAGACUCGGAGCCAGAACCACAAACUCAGAGCCAGAACCACACACUCAGAGCCAGAACCACACACUCAGAGCCAGAACUACAGACUCAGAGCCAGAACCACAGACUCAGAGCCAGAACCACAGACUCAGAGCCAGAACCACAGACUCAGAGCCAGAACCACAGACUCGGAGCCAGAACCACAAACUCAGAGCCAGAACCACAGACUCGGAGCCAGAACCACAGACUCGGAGCCAGAACCACAGACUCGGAGCCAGAACCACAGACUCGGAGCCAGAACCACAGACUCGGAGCCAGAACCACAGACUCGGAGCCAGAACCACAGACUCGGAGCCAGAACCACAGACUCGAGCCAGAACCACAGACUCGGAGCCAGAACCACAGACUCGGAGCCAGAACCACAGACUCGGAGCCAGAACCACAGACUCGGAGCCAGAACCACAGACUCGGAGCCAGAACCACAGACUCGGAGCCAGAACCACAGACUCAGAGCCAGAACCACAGACUCAGAGCCAGAACCACAGACUCAGAGCCAGAACCACAGACUCAGAGCCAGAACCAAAGACUCAGAGCCAGAACUACAGACUCAGAGCCAGAACUACAGACUCAGAGCCAGAACCACAGACUCAGAGCCAGAACCACAGACUCAGAGCCAGAACCACAGACUCAGAGCCAGAACCACAGACUCAGAGCCAGAACCACAGACUCAGAGCCAGAACCACAGACUCAGAGCCAGAACCACAGACUCCGAGCCAGAACCACAGACUCCGAGCCAGAACCACAGACUCCGAGCCAGAACCACAGACUCGGAGCCAGAACCACAGACUCGGAGCCAGAACCACAGACUCGGAGCCAGAACCACAGACUCGGAGCCAGAACCACAGACUCGGAGCCAGAACCACAGACUCGGAGCCAGAACCACAGACUCGGAGCCAGAACCACAGACUCGGAGCCAGAACCACAGACUCGGAGCCAGAACCACAGACUCGGAACCACAGACUCGGAACCACAGACUCGGAGCCACAGACUCGGAGCCAGAACCACAGACUCGGAGCCAGAACCACAGACUCAGAGCCAGAACCACAGACUCAGAGCCAGAACCACAGACUCGGAGCCAGAACCACAGACUCAGAGCCAGAACCACAGACUCGGAGCCAGAACCACAGACUCGGAGCCAGAACCACAGACUCGGAGCCAGAACCACAGACUCGGAACCACAGACUCGGAGCCACAGACUCGGAGCCAGAACCACAGACUCAGAGCCAGAACCACAGACUCAGAGCCAGAACCACAGACUCAGAGCCAGAACCACAGACUCGGAGCCAGAACCACAGAAUCAGAGCCAGAACCACAGACUCGGAGCCAGAACCACAGACUCGGAGCCAGAACCACAAACUCAGAGCCAGAACCACACACUCAGAGCCAGAACCACAGACUCAGAGCCAGAACUACAGACUCAGAGCCAGAACCACAGACUCAGAGCCAGAACCACAGACUCAGAGCCAGAACCACAGACUCAGAGCCAGAACCACAGACUCAGAGCCAGAACCACAGACUCAGAGCCAGAACCAAAGACUCAGAGCCAGAACUACAGACUCAGAGCCAGAACCACAGACUCAGAGCCAGAACCACAGACUCAGAGCCAGAACCACAGACUCAGAGCCAGAACCACAGACUCAGAGCCAGAACCACAGACUCAGAGCCAGAACCACAGACUCAGAGCCAGAAACCACAGACUCAGAGCCAGAACCACAGACUCAGAGCCAGAACCACAGACUCAGAGCCAGAACCACAGACUCAGAGCCAGAACCACAGACUCAGAGCCAGAACCACAGACUCCGAGCCAGAACCACAGACUCCGAGCCAGAACCACAGACUCCGAGCCAGAACCACAGACUCGGAGCCAGAACCACAGACUCGGAGCCAGAACCACAGACUCGGAGCCAGAACCACAGACUCGGAGCCAGAACCACAGACUCGGAGCCAGAACCACAGACUCGGAGCCAGAACCACAGACUCGGAGCCAGAACCACAGACUCGGAGCCAGAACCACAGACUCGGAGCCAGAACCACAGACUCGGAGCCAGAACCACAGACUCGGAGCCAGAACCACAGACUCGGAGCCAGAACCACAGACUCGGAGCCAGAACCACAGACUCGGAGCCAGAACCACAGACUCGGAGCCAGAACCACAGACUCGGAGCCAGAACCACAGACUCGGAGCCAGAACCACAGACUCGGAGCCACAGACUGAGCCAGAACCACAGACUCAGAGCCAGAACCACAGACUCAGAGCCAGAACCACAGACUCAGAGCCAGAACCACAGACUCGGAGCCAGAACCACAGACUCGAGCCAGAACCACAAACUCAGAGCCAGAACCACAGACUCAGAGCCAGAACCACAGACUCAGAGCCAGAACUACAGACUCAGAGCCAGAACCACAGACUCAGAGCCAGAACCACAGACUCAGAGCCAGAACCACAGACUCAGAGCCAGAACCACAGACUCGGAGCCAGAACCACAAACUCAGAGCCAGAACCACAGACUCGGAGCCAGAACCACAGACUCGGAGCCAGAACCACAGACUCGGAGCCAGAACCACAGACUCGGAGCCAGAACCACAGACUCGGAGCCAGAACCACAGACUCGGAGCCAGAACCACAGACUCGGAGCCAGAACCACAGACUCGGAGCCAGAACCACAGACUCGGAGCCAGAACCACAGACUCGGAGCCAGAACCACAGACUCGGAGCCAGAACCACAGACUCGGAGCCAGAACUACAGACUCCGAGCCAGAACCACAGACUCCGAGCCAGAACCACAGACUCGGAGCCAGAACCACAGACUCGGAGCCAGAACCACAGACUCAGAGCCAGAACCACAGACUCCGAGCCAGAACCACAGACUCGGAGCCAGAACUACAGACUCCAAGCCAAACUGCAAACAUGGCCACCCACUUCCUUACAGCUCCGGUCGCGUGGCUCUGACAGUGAGGAUGAGAAGGGGGGUUCUUCCUUGCGUGGCCUGGCACAGCUCAGUCUGGAUGGCUUGAGCUCACAGGAGGUCAAUGGGGCUCAGGUCUAUCUAAACCAGCAGGAUGGCGCCCUCUACUGGCCUGUGCUCUUCCUCUACCCCGAGCACCAGCAGAGCGACUUCAUCUCGGCCUUCUGUGAAAACCACUGCUUCUCCGAUCACCUGUCCGUCAUGUUCGGCGAGGAACUGCCCCCAUGGGACACACAGCAGAAGUAUCGCCCUUCAAAUCUGCUGUUAUUCUUUGAAGACCGGCAUAACGAGACCCUUCACCAGGUUUCCCCGCAGACCCCUCUUCUACAAGCAUUGCAGCAUCAACGGUGUUUCAUCAAAGCCGGAACACCGAGUUUUAUUGUAUUAGUGAAAGACUCUGGAUUCUGCAGGCAGUAUUUAUCCACAAAGACAGUGAAAAGAUUGUAA
Molecule: messenger RNA, 5748 nt
Organism: Knipowitschia caucasica
Lineage: Eukaryota; Metazoa; Chordata; Actinopteri; Gobiiformes; Gobiidae
Source: the annotation of a GenBank genome assembly